This is a messenger RNA of Helobdella robusta, 1522 nucleotides long. RefSeq lists its product as hypothetical. Gene Ontology annotation, cellular component: nucleus; cytoplasm. NCBI's taxonomy places the organism in Eukaryota, Metazoa, Annelida, Clitellata, Rhynchobdellida, Glossiphoniidae. The coding region runs from base 309 to 1505 and encodes 398 amino acids. Gene Ontology annotation, biological process: negative regulation of gene expression; positive regulation of translational termination; protein hydroxylation. The transcript is spliced from 7 exons. Gene Ontology annotation, molecular function: sequence-specific DNA binding; histone H4R3 demethylase activity. The record is from RefSeq and is a predicted model, not a curated record.
AAAUAGGCCUCCCCUUGAUUAUGGGUGUAUCUUUAGUAUUAUAUUGAUUAUAAAUGUUAGAUAUUACUUUUAUAUGAGUAUGGGUAUUAGGUAAUAAUUAAUUAAUUAUUAAUUAAUUAAUUAAUAUAGAUUUUAUUAGUUGUUCAAUGUAGAAAUACCACAAAUCCCAGCUAAGUUUGUAGUUUACUUGUCUAUGAUAAACAUUAAAAAAAUGGCUGGCUGCUAAAAACUUUUGCGGAUUGUAGGCUCCUAAACUUUGCAUCGUUACGCAUUUUCAUAUUACCACCGAAACAUUUGAAUUCGUUAAAAUGGCGGCUAACAUUUCAGAGAAUUAUUUAAAUAAAAUUGACGGCAUAAGAUCUCUUGGAAUCGAUAAAAUUGCGAAAUCUUGGAACAUAUCUUAUGCAGAUUUCUCAGAAAAUUAUUUAAAAUUGAAUAUACCGUGCAUGCUCUGUGAAUCAUUCACUGAUCAGUGGAGAUCGAGAAGGGAAUGGGUGAAGGAAAACGGCGAAGUAGAUUGGCAAGCUCUGAGGAAUUUAUUCUCUGAUGCUGAAGUGCCAGUUGUGGAAUGCACAAACAAAUCUUAUGGCUAUGACUCAGUCACCGUAUUAAAAAUGAAGUUUUCAGAAUUUGUCAAUUGCAUACAAAGCAAGGACCUUUGCUACUACCUGAAAGAUUGGCAUUGCACAAAACAGUUCCCUGAUUACAAAUUUUACGAUGUUCCACUGUAUUUCAAGUCAGACUGGUUGAAUGAAUUUUGGGAGGACAAGGAAGAUGAUUAUAAAUUUGUAUACAUAGGACCUAAAGGCUCAUGGACUCCUCUCCAUGCAGACGUCUUGAGGUCGUACAGCUGGUCAGCUAAUGUUUGUGGCAAGAAGAGAUGGGUUAUAUAUUACCCUGGUUGUCAGCCCAUGGGUCCACAUGCUAAUGAAAAAAAUCAAGAUGGCUCAAAAUUUGAAGUGAUUCAAAAUGCAGGAGAAAUAAUAUUUAUUCCAAGUGGAUGGUUUCAUGAAGUUUAUAAUGAGGAAGACACAAUAUCCAUCAACCACAAUUGGAUUAACGAAUACAACGUUGGCAAAAGUUGGACAUUUUUAAAGUCAAGACUACUCGAUGUUCAAAAAGAAAUACAAGAAUUCAAACAGGAGCCAGAUUUUCUUCUGCAGUGCCAGAGGAUAUUGAGAGCUGAUAGCGGCAUGGACUACAUGGACUUCUUCAACUUUCUGCACUGCAUAUCAUCAAAAAGAAUGAAUUCAAUGUUAACAAGAAAUACAGCACACCAAUCAUUUCUACAAUCAGAUGUCAAUUUGACACACAACUGCAACCACACAAGCAAAAUUCAAGAUGAUGAAUGUGUCGAGCAGUUGCAAACUAUUUUGUGCUUGUUGGGUUGCAUGGUUGAAGAUUGUGACUUUAAGACUUUAUUGAGUGACAAUGAAGAUAGAUUUGUUAUCAAUCCACUACAUUAUUUCAAAUUAUUACGUGAAUAUUAUGAAAAUAUAAAAUAAAACAUAUCUUGAAACAA